Molecule: messenger RNA, 1692 nt
Organism: Durusdinium trenchii
Lineage: Eukaryota; Dinophyceae; Suessiales; Symbiodiniaceae
Source: the annotation of a GenBank genome assembly
AUGGCUGUGAUUACAGAGAUUGAGAGUGACGAUGAACUGCCGCCGCUCGUGCAAAGUGGUUCAGCCACCUCGCAGAAGGGGGCACCUGCAAAGGAGAGGUUAACGCAGAUCCCCAGACAGGCUGUGCCCGUGAAUGAUGAGAGUGACGAUGAGGAUGACGACGAGCUUCCUCCCCUGAUCAGUAGCACAGGAAAGGUGGACGAAGCGCCCAAGAAGGAAGUGCCGCCUCCUGCCAAGAUGCCUGAAGCCAAAGCAAGCCCGGCAGCACGUGGACUUGGAGCUGGCAACCGGCAGCAGAUUGAGCCGCCUGUAGCAGCCAAAGCUGAUGCAGCGAAAGCUGUUGCGGCGAAAGCUGAUGUGGCGAAAGCUGAUGCGAAGGAGGCAGACGACAAAGUCUUGUCCCGGGACGACCUGGAUGAUGCGAUCGAGGUUUUGGAGGAUGGACACUACGAAGAUGCUGAGUUCCUUGCUGGAGAGGCAAGGAGCCAGGCGGCCAGUGAGGGCGACGCCGCACGGGAGGCUGAUGCCCUGCGCGUGGUCACCAAGGCCCAAAUCAAGGAAGCGGAAAGUCAAGGCUUCGAUGCCCCGGACUCUGACGUGCUGGAGAAAGCGCUUAAGGCGGCUUCAAGCGAGGCCUUCGCCUUUGAGAAGAGUGGGCAAUUCGUUGCCAAGGCCAUCAUGCAGUUGGCCUCAGCCGAGAUCUUCCUGGCGAUGGACAGCCACGCGGAAGCGCUCCCCAUGGCUCAGCAAGCUUUGUCAACCCUGGAGCAGGCAGACGCCAGCAGGGAACGAAAAGGCAUGGCCUAUCGGUCGCUGGUGGACAUCUACCUUGCACAGGGCCGCCACUCCUUGGUGGCGAUCACGACGGAGCGCGUCAAGGAGCACAUUCUGAAGCCCUCCACAAGACAAGAGGCUCGUGAAUUGGCAGGAGCUCUGCUGAGUUGUGCCAAGGCUCGUGUUGCGGCAUCAGAGGCAGUGGCCGCCGUGGAGGCAGCGGAGCAGGCUGGUGCCUUGUUUGAACGCAUGGGCGACGCACGGCAGACAGCACUGGCAGCCUGUGAAGAAGCAAAGGCUUACAAUCUCAUGAAGGGAUCACAGAUUGCGGCACGGCGGACGGCCUCAAGGGCUUUGGCAUUGGCAAGAGAGACCUGCGACAGCAAGAUAGAGGCUGAAGCAUGCCUUUGCUCAUGCAUGGCCUAUGUGAAUGCUCAGCAAGGACCUGAAGCCUUGAAGGCUGGAAAGCAGGCCUUGUCCUUGGCCCAGGAGGUCCGGGACAUCGAGAUGAUUGGGCAAGCCAUUCAGGCCUUGAUGCAGAUCAGUGGGCAGGAGAAAGCCAGCCAAAUCGCUGAGGAGGAGUUGAUGAUGGCAAAGAAGGUUGGGGACCGUCGCCGUGAGGCGAAUGCCCAGCAAAAAAUGGCAGCUGCCAUGGCUUUGCAGGACCGGCCGCGCGAGGCCAUCCGCCGGGGGGACCGAAGCCAUGGAGCAAUUGCGGCAGGUGGGCGACCUCAAGGGCGAAGCCAAGGCUGCCCAGAUGCUGGUGGAAUUGCAAUGCCAGGGGAAGAGGAUGAUGGAGGCAAAGCGUUCAGCCAAGGACGCCCAACGGAUUUUCAAGGAGAUUGGAGAUCCCAAGGGCUGCGUGGGUGUUCUGCAGUACCUGACUUCAGUUUUCUUGGAGGCUGGCGAGCAACAUGA